This is a messenger RNA of Necator americanus (New World hookworm), 1599 nucleotides long. RefSeq lists its product as uncharacterized. Bases 1 to 1599 code for a protein of 532 amino acids. NCBI's taxonomy places the organism in Eukaryota, Metazoa, Nematoda, Chromadorea, Rhabditida, Ancylostomatidae. The transcript is spliced from 14 exons. The record is from RefSeq and is a predicted model, not a curated record.
AUGAUGAGCAGCCAAAUUGGCACAGUACGAUCCUUGAGGGUUUGUGUCGAACCGGCUGUACUUGAACUUGACGAAGAUGACGGUUUACUAUGGACAUCACUACAGACAGCUUUUCCGGGAUGCUCCGGGAUGUACUAUCGUGAUCGUGAAGCAGAUUGUCGUAGUGCGGUGAAAUUUGAUGGGAAAAAAUUCAUGCCACCAGGUGGAUCGUGGGACGAUCGACAAUAUUAUGUGACUCUAAGUCAACGAUGCCAUGCUGGGAUGCAAUCGUUGGGCAACUAUGAAACCGCUACGAAACAGUUUGAACGUUCUGUGAAUGCGGUGCAAAAAUUGCUGGGGACUAACUUAUUUGAAAUUCCCUACCGAACGCGAAAAAAUACCGGAAAAACAUCACCGGAUAGUGGUCUGGAAAACGAGAAACGUCUUGUUGUUGCAACAGAAAAUGCUGAGCCGUUAAAAGCAAUUCAGGAACGAGAACGACAGUUACAAAAAAUCGGCCGUAAACUAUCUCCAAUCGAGCAGCAAUUUGUCGAUUUGGCAAAAAUUUCCACCGGAAAGGAUGUGAUUAUCGAUCAGCAGCGUGAGGAAAUGCGAAGAACCAGUGAAAAAAUGUUGCAAGGUGAAAAGGAGCUUAAAAUUCAACAGGAAAAAUGUGAAGAUUAUGUGGCACGACUUCAAGCGAUGGACGAAGAAUUGACUAUGUUGAGAAAGUUGAGCACUGAGCAGAACUACCUUGGCGAUAAAGUAAGAGAGCUAACUACAAGACUCCUGGAUAAGGAAACUGAACUAGCCAGGACUAAAGAAGAACUCGAAGCGAAAAACAGAAGACUUGACGAUGAGCUGCGUGAGGCAAGAGAAAAGAACUCUUCGCUGUCGAUUAGCCUGGAGGCAGCUGUGGCGAAAUCAGCGGAAUUAUCCGAGCAACUACAAAUGGCUAUCGUGUCUCGUGAACUCCUGUCGAAUGAGUUAGCCCAACUUAGGCCACUGGCCAAUGCCAUUGACAUCAAUAAUGCAGACGGUGUCCUUGCUUAUCUGGAUGCGCUGGAAAAUGCUAAACGUCAUGAAGUUCAAGCAGCAAAAGCUCAAGCAGCUGCAAAUGAAAUUCAGGGUAAAUUUGACGAAUUGAAUGAAUUGCAAACGACGGUCAUGCAGGACAACACAUUAUUGCAUGCAAGAAAUGCCGAGCUCGAAGAACGAGUGGCAAAUUUCGAGAAAGAACUACAGAAUUUAAAUGAGGAAUGGAAGAAACAAGUGCAAAAAGAGAAACAUGAAUGGGAGGAGGCUCACCGAGAAAUCGAAACCGAAUGCACUUCAAUGAAAAAACAAUUGGUUGAUCUCCAAGAUGUGCUGGCUACGGUAACACGUGACGCUACCGAAAAUUCCCGCAGAGCUGCUGAACUUCAACAAUCACGUGAUGAACUGAGACGAACGCUGGAAUCGGCCGAAUAUAAAAUGCAGGAGCCAUUAAAACGUAAAAUUCGUGCACUGUCAGAUGAUCUACGUGAAUCUGAGAUGAAGAUUUCCGAAUUGAACGGACUCGUACGAAGUUUAACCGCAGAUGCUCACAACAGUCAACGUGACAUGGGAGAUAUUCUCUGA